GCACUUGCUGAAAGUAAACUGCAUCUAAAAGCUUCUACUAAGUAAAUAUAUCCUUCAACUUUGAAAUAUUGUUUCAGGAAGAAACAAAUCAAAUCUCUUCUUAGUUAUCGCCAGAGCAGAAUUAAGAUUUUUUUUUAAUAAAAUAUUGUGCAUGUUCAAGCAGUACCUUCCUGUGGUUAAAUGAAUUCUCGCUCACAUUCCUCCUCACACAUAUUCCUUCCCAGGUAACCCAGCUUCUUAUAUUUUACUAAUUAAUUCAAAAAUAUGCAAAAAACCCUUUGAAUUAAUCCUUCUAUUCUCUUUAUGCAUGAGACCUGUUGGCUGUCCUUGGGUUUUCUUUCUUGUGCUGAGUGCUGGUUACAGCCUGAGUAAAAAUAUGGCAACAGAGAAUCUAUGACACUGUUUGUUAUGGCAUGUAUUAUAUUUUUCAAAGUAUUUAACAGAAUAACCAUAAAGAAAUGCUUUACAUUAUAUUUCAUUAUGUUACACUCAAAGUUCGGCAGUAAAAAAAAAGCUAUAAUACAUGUCUCAGACAAAAACUGUGGUUCUGGGGUAUAUUAUCUGAAUCAUUGAAAACUACCAUAGUUAUUCUAGAAAUUCAGGAACUCUGGCACUACAGGCAUGCAGGAAGGGAAUAGCUAAAUAAGACAGACAAAAGCUGGCAAGUGAACUCAUUCAAUGCUUGCACAUGUGCUGAAAGUUUAAUUUCUUGUGUUUUGGUUAGAGAUGUGCAAGGAGUAAACCUCAGUGCUGGCCAGCAAAGCCGAUAUCAGAGAUAAAAGGUCUGUCAGCCAAAAUAUCCAAAACUAUGCCUCAACAUCAAGGUCAGAAAACCUUUGUUAUUCCCAAGCAAAAAAAUGUGUCUGUUUCAUGUCUCUUCUGACUUGUGAUGAGACUUGUCCCAGCAAUCACUCCAGGCAGUCCCCCUGGUUAUAAAGCCACGUCCGGAGCGGAUUUGCUCAUUUGUAGGGACUGCAAAGGGGCUGAGAGGCACCAAGCAAAGCUGAACACCUCUGACAGCCUCUGCCUCUCUCCCUUCUCUCUCUUUCUGAAGCCAAGCAGAACCUCUUUGAAGAGAUGGUCCUGGAGACCCUGAACCCAAUGCACUUCAACAUCACCAGCCUGGUACCAGACACGAUGCCCGUGGCCACCGUGCCCAUACUCAUCCUCAUGUGCUUUCUCUUCCUCAUAUGGAAUCAUGAAGAGACUUCAUCAAUACCAGGGCCAGGAUACUGCAUGGGAAUUGGCCCCCUCAUCUCUCAUGGCAGAUUUCUCUGGAUGGGAGUAGGGAAUGCCUGCAACUACUACAACAAGACAUACGGAGAGUUUGUGAGAGUUUGGAUCGGCGGUGAAGAAACAUUUAUAAUUAGCAAAUCCUCCAGCGUGUUCCAUGUAAUGAAGCACUGGCAUUACGUGUCUCGGUUUGGGAGCAAGCUUGGAUUGCAGUGCAUUGGCAUGUACGAGAAUGGGAUCAUAUUUAACAACAACCCAGCUCACUGGAAAGAAAUUCGGCCCUUUUUCACCAAAGCUCUGUCUGGCCCCGGGCUGGUGCGGAUGAUCGCGAUCUGCGUGGAGUCAACCAUCGAGCACCUGGAGCAGCUGCAGGAGGAAACCACGGAGCUGGGCAACAUCAACGUGCUCAACCUCAUGAGGAGGAUCAUGCUCGACACUUCCAACAAGCUCUUCCUUGGGGUCCCCCUGGAUGAAAAUGCCAUUGUGCUUAAGAUUCAAAACUACUUUGAUGCCUGGCAAGCCCUUUUAUUAAAGCCUGACAUAUUUUUUAAGAUUUCUUGGCUGUGCAAGAAGUACAAAGAUGCAGUCAAGGAUCUUAAAGGAACAAUGGAAACUUUAAUAGAACAGAAAAGACAAAAGCUUUCCACUGUGGAAAAGUUGGAUGAACACAUGGAUUUUGCAUCUCAGUUGAUUUUUGCACAGAACAGAGGGGAUCUGACUGCUGAGAAUGUGAACCAGUGUGUGCUGGAGAUGAUGAUUGCUGCUCCUGACACUCUGUCUGUGACUCUCUUCUUUAUGCUAGUCCUGAUUGCAGAGCACCCCACAGUGGAAGAGGAGAUGAUGAGAGAAAUUGAAGCUGUUGUGGGCGACAGAGACAUCCAAAGUGAUGACAUGCCAAACUUAAAAACUGUGGAGAAUUUUAUUUAUGAGAGCAUGAGAUACCAGCCAGUGGUGGACCUGAUCAUGAGGAAAGCACUGCAGGACGAUGUCAUUGAUGGCUACCCCGUGAAAAAGGGCACCAACAUCAUCCUCAACAUCGGCCGCAUGCACAAACUCGAAUUCUUCCCAAAGCCAAACGAGUUCUCUCUGGAAAAUUUUGAGAAAAAUGUCCCCUCCCGCUAUUUCCAGCCCUUUGGGUUCGGCCCCCGGAGCUGCGUGGGCAAGUUCAUUGCCAUGGUCAUGAUGAAGGCAAUCCUGGUGACUCUCCUGAGGCGCUGCAGAGUGCAGACAGUGAAAGGAAGAGGCCUGAACAACAUCCAGAAAAACAACGACUUGUCCAUGCACCCCAUAGAGAGGCAGCCUCUGCUGGAGAUGGUUUUCACACCCAGAAGAAAUGCAGACGAGAGCCAGGGUGAUAGAAUGGAUCAGCACUAAAGUUACAGGAUUUUCUCAACCACUAAGAAAUAAUCAUUCCUAGUUAAAUACAGAAAGUAAAACGUUUUGUUGCCCCUAAAUGACUUCAAGUGACACCUUGUUCUGCCUGUGCAGCAGAACCAAAGCAGAAUUGGAAAGACUGAAAGUACAGAAUAGUUUUGUUGUACAUGAAGCCAUGCUAUACAAUUCCUGAUUACAUUUUAAAACCAUAGAGUUUAGACAAAGUUACGCCUUCCCUUUCAAACACUGCCAGUUCAGAGGUUUGAGGGUCAACAAACCAACAUACCUGAUAUGUGCUUAAUUCCCUUUCCCCUACCUCCCUGAAGCUGGACCUAGCAAUAUUUGACCACAGCAAAAACGCUGUUUUCAAAAUAGCUGAAUGAAUAACAUAAGUUCCUUUCAAGACUAAGAAACAAUUUAAAGUAUUCAAGACGUCUAUAAGUUGUAAAGAAGUGUUUGAAC
This is a messenger RNA of Melozone crissalis (California towhee), 3069 nucleotides long. Its product is annotated as aromatase. The transcript has 9 exons. Gene Ontology annotation, molecular function: iron ion binding; monooxygenase activity; oxidoreductase activity, acting on paired donors, with incorporation or reduction of molecular oxygen. The record is from RefSeq and is a predicted model, not a curated record. NCBI's taxonomy places the organism in Eukaryota, Metazoa, Chordata, Aves, Passeriformes, Passerellidae. Bases 1078 to 2607 code for a protein of 509 amino acids.